AUGAUUUGGAAAGCUUAUGAAGGUCAAGAAUUGACCAGUUGUACAUCUUCCGAUGAUAACAUUUUGCAAAUAUUCCUCUCGAAUUCAAAUAGAGCAGAAGUGAUCGUUGAUGUUCGUGAUCUGAUAGAAAGCACGCAUAUUGCUGUUGAUCAUCCGCCUGAUAAGCACAGCUUUUUUAGCAUAGACGAGCAAGAGUCAGCAAUCAAUUCAUUCGAACCAUGA
Messenger RNA from Loa loa (African eye worm), 222 nucleotides. RefSeq lists its product as hypothetical. Bases 1 to 222 code for a protein of 73 amino acids. The transcript has 2 exons. The record is from RefSeq and is a predicted model, not a curated record. NCBI's taxonomy places the organism in Eukaryota, Metazoa, Nematoda, Chromadorea, Rhabditida, Onchocercidae.